CUCAAACGAAUUGUUUACAUGUCAAAAUCACAAAUCAUCCGAUUGAAAUAAUUUUUCAUUACAGUAGUCGUACUUUAUCAAUUUACGAAAGUUUUGUUAUACGAUAUUGUGCGGAUUUUUAUGCAAUGGAGAAAAUCAAUUUGAACCUUUCGACUCGCCCGAAGGUUAGCAUUCUGGACAAGCCACUGAGCCGUGGCAAGGGGGAAGUUUCGCUCAGCUGUUUUUCGCUGCUAUUUUCCGAAGUGGUUCAGUAUUCACAAAGCCGAGUAAACACCAUUCCGGACUUGCAGAACAAGUUGCACGAUCUAGGCAAGGAUGUUGGCAGCAGAAUUAUCGAUUUGUAUUUCGUGCGGGAACGUAACUCCAAACGAGAAACUAAGCUAAUCAAUAUGCUGAUGUUCAUAAAAUCAACAUUGUGGAAGACUUUGUUCGGAAAGGAUGCAGACAAACUAGAGCAUGCGACCGAUGACGAGUGCACGUACUACAUCAUCGAAAAGGAGCCGCUAGUCAACAAAUUUAUCAGCGUUCCAAAAGAUAAGGGUGCCCUGAGUUGUGCCGUCUUUGUGGCCGGUAUUAUUCAGGCGGUACUAUCGAACUGUGGUUUCACAUGUCAAGUAUCCGCUCAUUGGCACAAAGGAACAACCUACAUGGUGAAGUUCGAAGAUCAUGUCAUAAGCAGAGACAAACAGUUGGAGGAGAAAUAAAUAAGCUUUCAUAUUUAUUACCAUUA
This is a messenger RNA of Armigeres subalbatus, 730 nucleotides long. It is a transcript of the gene Trs31, whose product is annotated as trafficking protein particle complex subunit 5. The record is from RefSeq and is a predicted model, not a curated record. Gene Ontology annotation, biological process: endoplasmic reticulum to Golgi vesicle-mediated transport. Gene Ontology annotation, cellular component: TRAPPIII protein complex; TRAPPI protein complex; TRAPPII protein complex. Bases 126 to 704 code for a protein of 192 amino acids. Lineage: Eukaryota; Metazoa; Arthropoda; Insecta; Diptera; Culicidae. The transcript is spliced from 4 exons.